AUGAAGGAGAGGGCGGCGGGGAACCAGAAGAGGCUCUGCGAUUUCUCCUCUCCGGCGGUACCUCAUCUCGUCCACGGAAUGGGGCCGCGUCUGGUUUUCCGGCCGUCCUGAAGAUCCGGCCGAAAUGGGGGGAGGAUCCCGGCGGUGGCCUCCCGCCGCCAACUUCAUCGGGACUCUGCUGCUCGUCUUCUGUGAGCACCUCCCACCGAACUUCUCCCGCAUUCUCCUCCCGAGCGAUCUGCGACCCCAUCUGAAUUGUCAUUUCUUCCCUUCGUUCGAUGUCUCUUCCUGUGGUUGUUCUCUGUUUUUUUUUCUUUUUUUCUCUUCAUUCAGGAACGGCAGUUCUCGGAUGUAAGGUGUUGUUCAUCUCUGCGAAUUCGGCCGGGAUUUGAUUUGUCCGUUCCCGAGUGUGGUGUUUCUUCGUGCUCCGUAAUUUGGUUGAUAUUGGCCAUUGUUUCGAACGAUCGAUCAAUCAUAGUCGCAGAUUUAUCGGUUUAUUUAUCUGCUCCAGUCUCGAUUCUAUGGCAUUUGCUUCCUCUUCCCAUCGCCAGACAUUCAAGCUGAAGAGAGAUCUUCAUGGCCGAGGCCCGACCAUUUAAGCUUUCAUCACCGUCUCGGAUCGCCUCCUACCAUUCCUUUCCCCGUAUUUACUUCUGGAGAUCCUCCUCUUCUCAGGUUUGUGGGAAUUCUGCUUCAGAUUCCUGGACGCUGCUGCAAUUCCCAGCCUCGCAUUGCAUCAUCAGGAUGACCACAUUCUGAAGGAGGACAAGGAAAAGCCCAGCGUCCUCCUCCCCGACACCUCUCCGAGCAGGGCGCCUCAACCCUUCCUCCCUUUCCUCGCGCCUUCCCCGCUGGCGCCCUUCUCCAACAACAUCAUCCCUAAAUUAUCAGGUUCAGCUCCGCCAAAAUCCCUGUAAAAUCUGACGAUGAUUUGCACGUCCUGAGCGAUCCUCGUCUCCGUCGAUAGGGCUAUGCGCGCUGAAUUUCUCCUCCGCGGAUAGCAUGAUCAGGACCACCGCCGUCGACUGCUGGACCUCCCUGGCGCCAUUCCUAGCCAACGUGAUCUGCUGCCCGCAGUUGCAGGCGACGCUCGUCGUCCUCCUCGGGCAAUCGAGCAGAGAGACGGGAUCGCUCGCACUGGACGCCGCCCACGCGAACCACUGCCUCUCGGACUUGCAGAAGAUCCUCGGGAGCCAGGGCGCGAACGAGGACCUGCGGCAGAUCUGCUCCGUCCACCCGGCGAAUCUCACCAAGGGCAGCUGCCCUGUUGGGGACGUCGACGGGGUCGAGAGCGUCGUUGACUCCUCGCAGCUCUUGGCCGCCUGCAAGAGGGUGGAUUCGGUCAACGAGUGCUGCAGCCAGAUCUGCCAGAACGCCAUUCUGGACGCUUCCAGGAAGAUGGCGCUCAGCGGCGGCGACCUGCCCGGCGCAGACGGAGCUCUCUUGCUGCCCGAGGAUUUGCCCAGAAUCGACGGCUGCAAGAACAUCGUCAUGAGGUGGCUGGCCAGUCGGCUGGAUCCACCCUCUGCAAAACAACUGCUCAGAAGGAUUUCCAAUUGCAAUGUGAAUAGAGGUAAAUCUGGGUAUGCCUCUGCAUGUUUAUUGGUGGCUUCAAUCCUCGCAUAAAUCUCACGUUUUUAAAGAAUCAAACCCGUAUACAUUUCCUGAUGUAUGAUUUCAUAGGAGCCAUUUUUUGAGUUGGUGGGGUUCACUAUCUUUUGGGUGCUAAUUAUUAACCUUCAUAAAGACUUGAAGAAGGCUUACAAGAUGUAGAGAAAUUCUAUGCCUUCGAAUUUUUUUCUCCUGUUUGCUAAAUCCUUUGGGUUCUUAAUUAUAUCGCAGUGUGCCCGUUGGUCUUCCCUGAUGCCAAAAGUGUGGCGAGAGACUGUGGGAAUGCGAUCAGCAACAGGACUGCCUGCUGCGUGGCCAUGGAUAACUACGUGUCCCACCUACAGAAGCAGAGUUUUAUCACCAAUCUUCAGGCGCUGGACUGUGCUUCCCAGCUGGGUCGCCAGCUGCAGGAGAUGAACAUAAGCGCGAACGUGUACAGCCUUUGUCAAGUCACCCUGAAGGAUUUUUCUCUGCAAGGUUUGGGAGAACUUGGUCGCAUGUGAAGUGCUCAUCCUCAUUUGGUAGGAAAUAAUAGUCUGCUUACUGAUGUAACUUCCUUUUUUCCUGCUGUGUUCUUUUUGGUGGUGGGAUCUGCGAACGGUGAACCAGUUGGCUCGCAAGGUAAUAUUUUACUCUGCUCUUUGCGGCUUUGGCUUCUUUUGUUGAGACAUUGAUGCUCUUUAUGAGGGAGAACUGCGUUAUGGACCUUAGGACUGGCACAGAGAGGGAGAGGGAGAGGGAGAGGGAGAGGAAUGGGAGAGAGAGAGAGGGAGAGAGAGAGAGAGAGAGAGAGAGAGAGAGAGUCCAGGGGGAGUCUCAUCCGACCCACUUAUAAACCAUCAAAAAAUAUCUUUGUGAGACUUAUCAACGCAUGCUACGUCUUACCUUGGCUUGUAGCUAUUUUUAAUUCACUUGUCAUAGGUUUUUUCUAACGAUAUUAUUUUCCUGGCCUUAAUCUUAACUUUGAAUUAACUUCAAGCAAUGAACUUACACCUCUAGUCAUCGGUUCCCAUUUGUGCUGGUUCCAGAGUCGGGAUGCCUCCUGCCCAGCCUGCCCUCCGAUGCAACGUUCGACCAGUUCUCAGGCAUCAGCUUUACUUGUGACUUGAAUGACAACAUUGCGGCUCCAUGGCCUUCUGCAUCUCUGCUGACAUCUUCCUCCUGCAAUAAAUGUAUGCAUCCUGGCAUUUUCCACGUGGCACUUAUAUCCCGAUUUUUAAUGUUUAUUUCACAGGUUAACUAGAGUUUUGGCUUUGCAUGAGAUCCAUAGGAUUGAAGAUGUUCUUAUCAAAUGUGGUUUUUAAAAUUAUAAAAUUUAUUUAUUCCUAUUGAUGACCCAAAACUUAUGUUGAUCUACGGAAGGAAGUUAGCUACUGGAUUUAAGAUAUUAUGUAAAUGUUUCAUGGCAGUUGACACCACAUCAAUCUAAAGCAUCUGCAAGCCGCAUGCUUGCCCACUCCAAGGGCCCCAUCCCACAUAAAAGUGUCUAGGCAUUGCUAGUAGACAUUAAAUUAAUAAUUUAAAACUGCUAAAAAUAGUAGGAUUGAGCUUCUACUGAAAGAAAUAGUAGUUCUGGUGCAUUUCUGAAUGGGAUAAGAUUUUAGGGGUCAAAGUGGUGUUGAUUAGGGAGCAGCAUCUAAUUAUUGGCAUUUUCGAGAUCAAAAUCUAGAAUUACCUUCUUUUACUCGUCAGCUUUCAUGCAAUAUAAUGUUGACUGUAAAAUUUUCGCUCAGUGUUUCUCUUCCCAUGCUCAGCAGUAGUUGAGGUUACGGUGUGGCAGAGGAGCUAACAUUCAACAACAUUUCGCAAGGGCAGGCGACAUAUUUGUGUUUUUUUGUGAUUUUGCCAAUUGGAAUGGUCUCAAGAAAAAUAUGAAUGUGUUUUCCAUCUUAUCUAAUUUCAUCACACCAUAUUGGAUCUAGAAUAAGCAAUAUGUUAUAUAUUUAAAUCAAAGCCUUCUUUUUUUUGUCAAUUUUAUUUACUUUUUAUGGGAUUGAGUGCCCGAGCUUUCUUCCCUACUUCAAGUUGUAUCUUGUUUCCAGGACCUUGUACUUUUGCCUGUGUCAAGGAUUAUCACAUGUUGAAAGAUGAAUGCUUCCGUUUUUUUCCUUUGCAUUUUCCUGGAUGCUAAAAUGUUGCCUGAAAAUUGCAGCGGUCACCCUACCAGCCCUUCCUGCUGCAACUUCAGGACAGAGCGGUAAACUUUCUGCCUACUCGCAUGUUAUGCUUAACUUUAAAUACAUUGAAAAUGAUUCUGUUAUUGUUCAUGGGCCUUCUAUAAUUGAAAUGCAAUGGGAUGUGUUCCUUACAGGCGGAAAAAAGUUCAAUUUAUUUGGCGUUAAUCAAACAAAAAAGGUUUUUAUGUUUCAUGGCAGUCAAAUAUCUGUAUGAUGACUCAUAUGUGGAUCAGUAUUUUAAUCAGCUGGCGGAGCCCUUUUUUACCACAAUUAAGGGAAAAUUUAUUGAAUCAUGUAGUUUGGCCUCUAUGUUGAUAACAUGAUUCGGCCACUUGUGAUUGACAUGCUCAUCUAAAUUACGCGAUAAAGUGCUUUGCAUUAUUGAUCUCUCUUAUGGGCUUUUUGGUUAUUCAGCGCCAUCGUCAAAGUAUGGAGAUCAAUCGAGCAUUUCUAUAACAAGACUUAUUUAAUCUCGUAUGUCCUCCUGGAUUUAUGUCCUGAUGCAUCUAUCUGUAGACGCUUGUUCAUCAAAACUAAAUGAUCAGGCCCUCUGAUUAGCGGUUCGAGCGUCUGUUUCCACCUCUUGCAGGCCUUUUGGUUCUUCAACUCCAUCAUUGCUGUAUUUCUAUCCAUCAGACCUUGAUAUAGGAAGAUUUUCUUGAAUCAUCUGGCGUGGCCUCCUGGAUUUAUACUCUGAUGUCUGCGAUCACUUUGAUCACCAGGACUUACACAAUUAAGUGCUUUAAAAUAUUGAUUGAAUAAUGGUUCAAUCACUUGUUUCCAUUCUCUCGUGAGGCAUUAGGUUAUCCAGCUGCAUCAAAGGAUCCGUAUCUAUCAAAAAAAUUACAUUUUGUGAAAUAAUCGGGUUGUGCAGCUCAAUUUCACGAUCUACCCCUAUCACAUUUAAUGUGAGGUUCUUCUACUAUGCAGAAAACUUGAGUAAUUAAGCACUGGUCAUGAGAUUUCGUUGGUGCUUUAAUCUAAAAGAGUAUUCUAGCAACCCUUUAAUGGCAGUCUAUUGAAUCGAUUUUAAAGGCUCUUCUGUUAGUUUUUUUUUUUUCCCUUCCCUCGAUGGAUCAACCCGUUCCUUUUUUUUAUUUUUAUGUUAUUUGUAGUCAUUUAA
Molecule: messenger RNA, 4911 nt
Organism: Spirodela intermedia
Lineage: Eukaryota; Viridiplantae; Streptophyta; Magnoliopsida; Alismatales; Araceae
Source: the annotation of a GenBank genome assembly